This is a messenger RNA of Corapipo altera (White-ruffed manakin), 925 nucleotides long. RefSeq names its product methyltransferase like 21C (gene METTL21C). Gene Ontology annotation, cellular component: cytoplasm; cytosol. The coding region runs from base 11 to 808 and encodes 265 amino acids. The transcript has 4 exons. NCBI's taxonomy places the organism in Eukaryota, Metazoa, Chordata, Aves, Passeriformes, Pipridae. The record is from RefSeq and is a predicted model, not a curated record. Gene Ontology annotation, molecular function: protein-lysine N-methyltransferase activity. Gene Ontology annotation, biological process: peptidyl-lysine methylation.
CUCUUCUGCUAUGAUCUCUGCACAGCAGUCAUCAUUCCCCAACAAAAUUCAAAGAGCAAUGGACUGCCCAUCUGAGGAAGAAGAAACCUGUGAAGAGCAGUGUGACUCUGAAAACUGCACUUGCAGCUCCAUGCAUGCAGAAUCCAACACAGGCUCACCAGUAACUCUCAAAAUACUGCAGAACUGGGUUCCUAGAGUUUCGCACUACUUCGAUAAAGAGCACUAUACAUAUGUUGGCCACCGAAUCAUCAUUCAGGAGUCCAUAGAACACUUUGGAGCCGUGGUAUGGCCGGGGGCACUGGCUUUAUCUCAAUAUCUGGAAUCAAAUCAAGAACAAUUCAACCUCAAAGACAAAAAAGUUUUGGAAAUUGGUGCUGGAACAGGCUUGCUUUCCAUUGUGGCCUGUAUCUUAGGAGCUCAUGUUACAGCUACCGAUUUGCCUGAAGUUCUUGAUAAUCUCUCAUAUAAUAUUUCAAGAAAUACACAAAACAUGGAUAUGCACAAACCUGAAGUGAGAAAACUGGUAUGGGGAGAAGGCCUCAACGAAGAUUUUCCUGUAUCAACUUACCAUUAUGAUUUCAUACUGGCAACUGAUGUUGUGUACCAUCAUGCAGCUCUGGAUUCCCUGCUAGCAACAAUGGUGUAUUUUUGUAAGCCAGGAACAGUAUUACUAUGGGCCAAUAAAUUCAGAUUUACUACAGACUAUGAAUUUUUGGAAAAACUUUCCAAUAUAUUUAACACAACUAUUCUAGCAGAAUUUCCAGAAUCCAAUGUCAAGUUGCUUAAAGCCACAGUAAGAGAAAAUUAAAGAGAAAACUAUCACUAUUCUUGAUUUAGUGGCAGGACCUCCAGUUUGGAAUGCUUUGCAGGAUUGUGUUGCACCUUAUGUGCAUUUACAUUUCUAAAGUCGCAGUUGUAUUUAAGU